Spodoptera frugiperda (fall armyworm) is the source of this 2448-nucleotide messenger RNA. It is a transcript of the gene Mys45A, whose product is annotated as protein SDA1 homolog. The coding region runs from base 168 to 2402 and encodes 744 amino acids. Gene Ontology annotation, cellular component: nucleolus. Gene Ontology annotation, biological process: ribosomal large subunit biogenesis; ribosomal large subunit export from nucleus. The record is from RefSeq and is a predicted model, not a curated record. NCBI's taxonomy places the organism in Eukaryota, Metazoa, Arthropoda, Insecta, Lepidoptera, Noctuidae. The transcript has a single exon.
UUAUUGUUUUCUUUUUGAGGUUAUUUUCUAACGUCAAGUGCUUAAGUGCAUGGCCCCGUAAACAGAGGUUAAAAACGUAAUAUUGUGAAAUGAUAAUUCAAUUCUACAUUCACUAGCUAAAGUGCGACGUUGUGAUUAGUGAAUCUGUACUAAUAUAAAUAUUCAAAAUGGUGCGACACAAUAAUCAGUUGCCAAAUAAUCUGACGCAGUUACAAAAUCUGAUCAAGAGAGAUCCCGAUUCAUACAAGGAAGAGUUUCAUCAGCAACUUGCUCAUUUUGAAACUACUUUGGAAAUUUUCAAUUUGAAUCCUACACAGUACAAUAAAAAGCUAGAUGAACAGGCCAUGUUCUUAGCUCAAGUAGCCCAAUGCUACCUUGAAGAGAUGAAGUUAUUUCCUCAGAAAAUAGUAGAUGUCUUGAAGACACACAAUACAGUUUUACACAAUGAUAUGCGCCUCUCUUUAUGUAAAUGUCUCAUUCUAUUGAGAAACAAGAAUUUCAUUACAGCUUUUGAUCUGUUGGAAUUGUUUUUCCUCCUCUUGAAAUGCCAAGACAAACAUUUGAGAGAAUUCUUGAAGACACAUAUCAUUACAGACAUCAAAAACAUGAAUAUGAAACACAAAGAUAUGAAAUUUAAUUCAACAUUACAGAACUUUAUGUUCUCAAUGUUGCAAGAUUCUAAUCCAAAAGCAGCUAAACUGUCGCUCGAUAUCUUAAUUGAAUUAUAUCACAAAAAUAUAUGGAAUGAUCAGAAAACUGUGAAUAUAAUAGCUGACAUUGGUUGCUUCUCAAAAAUUACAAAAGUUAUGGUUGCAUCUCUAAAAUUCUUUUUGGGAAGAGAUGAAGAAGAAGAGGAAAAGAACUCUGAUAGUGAAGAAGAAAUAGAUCCCAGGGAUACUAUGAUUUCAAAUAAAUUCAAUAAAAAGACAAGGAAAAGAGAGAAAAUGGUGGAGAAAGUUAAGAAAAUGGCCAAGAAAAUAAAGAAGAGAAAACAGAAAGCUCCUGUGUUCAACUUCUCUGCUUUACAUUUAAUCAACAAUCCCCAGGGAUUUGCCGAGAAGUUAUUUAAGAAGUUGGAAUCUUCUAAUGAUAGAUUUGAAGUCAAACUUAUGUUGUUGGAUGUUAUUUCAAGAUUGAUAGGUUUACAUGACCUGUUCUUGUUUAACUACUAUCCAUUUAUUGCAAGGUUACUUUUACCUCAUCAACGAGAAGUCACUCGGAUACUAUUAUUUGCUGCCCAAGCAUCUCAUGAACUAAUUCCACCAGAGGUACUAGAACCUGUUAUGAAAGCUAUAGCAAAUAAUUUCAUCACUGAAAGGAAUUCCACUGAUGUCAUGGCAGUUGGUUUAAACGCUGUGAGAGAAAUAUGUGCCAGAUGUCCACUGGCUAUUGGUGAAGAUUUACUCAGAGAUUUAGUUCAAUACAAAUCUUACAAAGAAAAAUCUGUGAUGAUGGCUGCAAGAUCAUUGAUUCAGCUGUACAGACAGUCAAUGCCUGAUAUGUUGCACAAAAGAGAUAGAGGAAGGCCAUCAGAGGCUUCUAUAGAAUUGAAGAACAAGAAGUAUGGUGAAAUGGAAAUUAAGGAUUAUAUACCUGGGUCAGAGGUAUUAUUGGAGAAAGAAGAAAUCAAGGACUCAGAUAAAAAGAACAAUAAGAAGUCUAAUAAAAAGAAAGAUGAUUCAGAUAGUGAAGAGUGGGUAGAUGUUGCAUCCUCUGAUUCUGAAAUCAAUAUAUCUGACAGUGAUGAAAGUGACAAUGAGGAAGAAGGUAGUGAUGAAGAAGUAGAUGGUGAGGAAGAGGAAGUGGAGAAUGAAGAACAAGAAGAAGAAGAAGAAGACGAAAAUGAUGAAGAUGGCAAAAAAGAGAAUGAUAAAGAAGACAAUGUAAAAGAUCUUGAAAGCGAUUCUAACAAAACAACUGACAGGAAGAUCUUGAAAGCAAAGCGUAAAUCACUAGAGAAAAAAAGUAAAGAAGAAAAAGUACAAAGUGCCAGAGAAAAAGCAAUGGAAACUAUUUUUACUGAUGAAGACUUCAAACGAAUUGAAGCAGCACAGCUCAAAAAAGCUGUAACAGGCACUAAACGUAAGAGUGCUGUAGUAGAUGAAGAAAAUGAAUCUGGAGAACUUGUACAACUGUCUGCUAUUGAGAACAUUCACAAAAAGAGGAAACAUGAUAAAGACGCAAGGUUAGAUAGUGUUCUUAAGGGUCGUGAAGAACGCGAAAAAUAUGGGUAUAAAGAUAGAAGGAAGAAUAUCCACUGCUCCAAAACGAACAGGGAAAAGAGGAAGACCAAAAACUACCAAAUGGUAAAACAUAAAGCUAAGGGUAAAAUAAAGAGAUCCUUUAAAGAUAAACAAAUAGCCUUCAGAAAUUAUUUGAUCAAGCAGAAGAAAAUGCGUUGAUAAACCUUUAUACACUGUAUAUUGUAAAAUAAAAUGUUAUAACUUA